AUGUCCCCCCUCCAGUACAACCCUCGUUCACGACGCUUUGCCCCCCUCAACCCAUCGAGAGCUGAGCCUUCCAAUGAUCCCCAACUAAAGGGCAUCGUAUUCGAUGUUGACGGCACAUUAUGUCUUCCUCAAAACUACAUGUUUGGCGAAAUGCGCCUCCCUACACUUGACGCGCAGCUUGAGGCAAGCAAUAAGGUCAAGGCCAUUGAGCGGAAAGCAAUGCAGCACCAGGAGCCGCAGCCUGGGCUUGUAGAGUUGAUGGAAUAUUUACGGAAGAGGGGGGUCAGAAGGGCUUUGUGUACGAGGAAUUUUGAGGCGCCCGUCACAAACCUGCUUCAGAAUCACCUCCCAGAGCAUGUCUUCGUGCCUAUUAUCACCAGAGAGACUCCUGGGUUGCUGCCCAAGCCGGAUCCGGCAGGUAUCUUGCACAUAGCAAAAGAAUGGGGCCUUGAGGAUGGUGGUAAAAAUCUAAUCAUGGUCGGUGAUAGCCUUGAUGAUAUGACAGCCGGGCACGCGGCGGGAGCCGCAACAGUGCUGCUGCUCAAUGACCAUAACGACCACCUAAAGGAGCAUAUGCACACAGACCUGGUUAUUGAGAAGCUCCAUGAGCUCAUUGACGUGCUGGAAAACGGAUUUGUCGGGAGUAAAACCCGCAUAGAGCUCACUUCCACUGAUGCGCAAACAUGA
This is a messenger RNA of Aspergillus nidulans FGSC A4, 687 nucleotides long. Its product is annotated as putative haloacid dehalogenase-like hydrolase. NCBI's taxonomy places the organism in Eukaryota, Fungi, Ascomycota, Eurotiomycetes, Eurotiales, Aspergillaceae. The coding region runs from base 1 to 687 and encodes 228 amino acids. Gene Ontology annotation, molecular function: pyridoxal phosphatase activity. The record is from RefSeq and is a predicted model, not a curated record. The transcript has 5 exons.